AUGGGCCCGACUCUCCCUGUCACCCUCCCAGAGGGGCGCCUGCCUCCAUCAGGUCGCCUGUCUUCUCACGGUCAGAAGACCCACUUCGCUGCGCCCCCACAAAGGCCACUAGGAUCUCAGGGGUCUCCCGCAGCAGCCGUCAGCCCCGGGCAGCGCCGGCUCUCGCCGCCAGGGGGCGCUGUCGGGGGCGGCGCGGAGAGAGGGGGCUUGCGGGGCCGCGGUGUGCGGGCCGGGGCGGGGGUCGUGGUGGGGGCUUGGAAGGGGCUGCGAGGACUGGCGCAGGGGGCCUGGCCUGGAAGUGGGACGAGGGCUAGGAGCGGGGUGCGGGCCCGAGGGGCAGGCGGGGAGGGGGAUCAGAUCGGGGCGAGCGGCCAGGGUAGCUGUCCCCGUGCGGGUGGUCGUGACCGCCCUGCGGUGCGUCCCCCAUUGUCCCCGAAGUCCGUCCGCCGUUCCGCCGGAGGACCCGUCUCUGCCCGCGUCGCUGCCGCGGUGGAGGCUGCUGCCGGGUUGCGGGGUUCCCUUGGGCACACUCGACCCCCCAGCCAGAUGUUCCUGUCCGCAGCGACCCCCCACCCCGCAGCUGCACCCAGCUACGGAGUUGUGAGCGUGGUGUAGUGAGGGAAACCGAGGCGAGGGGCUGCGACUGAAGUGUUGACGCCGCCUGGUCUAUGGUCUUUUAUUUUCUCUGCGCAACCUCCAUGCACAGCGUACCCUGAUGAUGCUGUCAGAAUAAAAACAGUAAUGGAAACAGCCUCCGUUCGCUUCGCACCUUCAG
Molecule: messenger RNA, 775 nt
Organism: Chinchilla lanigera (long-tailed chinchilla)
Lineage: Eukaryota; Metazoa; Chordata; Mammalia; Rodentia; Chinchillidae
Product: protein SPT2 homolog
Exons: 3
Coding region: 1-615 (204 amino acids)
Source: RefSeq, a predicted model, not a curated record